Molecule: messenger RNA, 4656 nt
Organism: Stylonychia lemnae
Lineage: Eukaryota; Ciliophora; Spirotrichea; Sporadotrichida; Oxytrichidae
Source: the annotation of a GenBank genome assembly
AUGGACAAAUCAAUAUAAAUCAAUUUAAAACUAAAUAGUUAGACAACAAAUAGCUCAAAUGUCAGAUUGAAUAAAUACAAACAUAGAAAUUCCAAGGAUAAAUUUAAGACAGAGUAAAAGGCUAAUCCUUUGAAUACAGAACGGUCAAUACAAUUAACUAACCCCGGUGGUUCCAUUGAAAAUAGCUAUGAGACCAGUCUGUUUAAAGUCAAGUUUAAAAAUCAUUAAAUCUCGACAUCGAACAAUAUUGACAAUUCUCUGGCUGCUGAUUUUGACUUACCAACUAUAUCAUAAAAUCGCUUAAAGAUGUAGGCAUCAGUAUAUGACCCUCUGCUUGAAUAAUCAUAAUCGGUAUAGUUUGCUGAUUUAAAGCUUGAUUUGCAGCUAAACAACAUGAUUUAAAGUCAUGAGCAUAACCUGAAUAGAAUUAACUACUCUAAAUUUAUGAAGUAAAAGCCUGUUGCUUCCUAAAAUUCAAAGCUUAAGGAAAAGUAUGAGAAUUCUUAACAUUAUAGUCAGUCUAAUACCCCUGUAAUGAUAUCUCCAAGACUAGAUGAACUUAAUCCAAUUAAGGUCAUGAAGAACAACGAUAGAAUAAAUAAAACUUCAGAUAGGCAAAAUAUAGAGAAACAGAGAAAUGUUAUAAAUAAUAUGAUUGCCAAUUCAAGAGGUACAAUGCCUUCCCUCUUUAAACAUGAGUUCUAUGAUGAGACCAAAUAAGACGAGUUAGAGAAAAUUCUUCAGAAGAAACUCCAAUAAAAUGCAAUAUUGAAAAAGAAAGGGCGUAAAAAGUACAACACAAAUUAAGAAUAGUCCUGUGAGAAAAAAGCUUCAGCUAUAUUAAAUCUUUCCUAGAUACCAUAUUUGCACUUAGGCAAAGUAACAAUGAAGAACAUUGAGAUGAGAAAUGAGUAAGAUAAAUUCAGCGUACUUAAAAAUGAAUAUUCUGAAGAUAAUGACAAUUAUCCCAAGUCAAGGAAAAUUCAAACUUAAAAUAACAAAGAUGCAUCCUUGCAUAGAAACAACUAAUAUCACUAGAGUCCAAUUAUAAAUCAUAAAGGUGAUAAAUUUGAAAAUAGCUAAUAAUACAGCUCAAAUAGACAAGAUAAUGGAGAAUUCAUCUCAGAGGUUGAUCAAAUAAUGCAAGACUAAAAAUAUCUGAAGGGUCUCAGAGAAAUAAAGGAUUUUGAAUUUAAGAUGUCCUAGAUGGAUAAUCAACUUGAUCAUCAACUCUCAACUAUAGGGGAGACUUUUGAUAGUAAUGAUCGUACAAUAAAAGAACAAGAUAACAAAAUAAAAAACAUUGUUAAAGCCUAAGGAAGAAUGAGCCCUAAAAAUAGAACUAGGUCACCUAAAAGAAGAACAACUGACAUGAAGGUCAAAUAGAAAAAUCAUUCACCAAAGAAUAGGAUAGCUUUUAUGCAAAAGGUGCCUUUGAUGAAAUCUUCCAAUGAUGAGUUUAGCCAAAUUAUGAAAGAGAUCAAUUUUCAUGGGUCAUUUAAAAUUGAUUAAGUUGGAGGAAUGGAUAUUAGAUCUCCUUAGUCUAAGCUUUCUCGAAAAAGCAGAUUCAGAGAGGAUGAAAGAAGUGCAAGUGAUUACUACUAAAAGCUAUUUCAAUAAACAUAGGGAGCAAAUAGUACAAAAUAUGAAUGGAAUAAGAAUGACUAUAUGGGACAAGUUUAAAAUUAGUAAUCAGUUUACGAUUUAGUAGGAAAUUCUGAGAUGCCUUUAAGCAUGGUUGAAUUAAAGAAAAUGCAAUAAGACUAAGAAGCUAUCGAGUAAGCGGAAAUUGAGAAUAUAAUAUCCCAGUUAUUGGAGGCAAACAUAGAAAGUCAUAAACAAAAUGGAUUCGAAAGCCGUUUGAGCAGAUCAAUUACAAAUAACUUUGAUGAUUAUGCUUCAUACGAGCAUGCAAAAGAUUCAAAGAUGAAUUUCUUUAGAUAAUGCCAACAAGAGCUGGUGCUGGCACUGCCGAUACUAAAUAAGAUAAGAUCAAAGACUCUUUAUCUUUAAGGAUAUAUGCUAAAUAUUGGUCAUUGCAAAGCACUCUCAGUUGCUUUUAGAUUCUUUGACAGUUUAAUGACGAGGCUUCACCUGGAAAAUAAUAACAUUAAGGAUGAGUAAUUUAAGGACAUGUUGGAAGGAUUGAACUAUGUUACUGAUCUUAAAUCAAUUAUUUACAAAUCAAAUGAAUUCGGGUCUAAAUCAUUGAAAAUGCUAAAACCUUUAAUAGCAAAGUCAUUACCUUAUCAUCUAGAGGAAUUGAGAAUUAUCAACUGCAAAAUAAGUUCUACUACUACUGAUGAGCUUUUGAAUUGCUUGUAUGAUAGAUGCUUUCUGAGAAAACUAGCUCUAGUUAAUGCAAAUCUUUAAGAAUCUGGCAUGAAAACUCUAAUAAACUAUCUUUAAGAGUCCAGACUUACAGACCUAGAUAUAAGUUGGAAUGGAUUGAAACCUUAGAGUAUGGUUGAAUUCAUCCAAGUUAUUGGCUUAAAUCGCCAACUCAGUUAUUUAAAUAUCAGUUGGAAUAGUAUGCUUGAGAAAAAUGGGUUAACAAUGGACUAUGGAAAUGCUGGAGGAGCUAGGAGAAGUUAAGAAGGCAGCAAAGAUGGUUUAUUUAAAGCGAUGCAGAGAUAAUUAAAAAUGAAGGCACAUACUAAUAAUAAAAAUGAUGUUCAAACAAACAUAAUGAUAAACAUAUCAAACUUUAUAAAGUAUAACAAAAAUCUCCUGCAUAUUGAUCUUUCAAAUACUGGAAUGACUGAGGAUAUGCUCUGGAAUCUUGGCACUGCUAUGAGGAGAUCUAGAAGUAUGGUGUCAAUGCAUCUCAGUGGUAAUCCGGGAAGUCCAAGACAAGAAGAAAUUCAAGAAGGAGUUUAGUUAAAGCAAGUAUUUCAGCACAAAAAAUAAGCAGGUAUGGCUAUAGAAACUGAAAAGAUAGAUUCUGACAAUAAGAAGCUUAUCUUUUAAAGAUUUCUUGGACAUAAAGCAGAAAUGCCAUUUUCUGGAUAAUGGCAAAUGCUUACUGAACCUCUGCAUGACCAUUGCUGGGUUUGCGAUAAAUGGACAUAUACUCUUAUAUUUUGGUCACCAAACAUUGGAUAUUUUAGCUCAAUCGAAAUUGAUAUGUUAUAAAGAGAAAAAAUUCUAGAACAGGUUAGAGAAUACAACCCUGAUGAGAACAGAGGUGCUUCAAAUAACCCGUCAUUAUAUGGAAGUUUUACCAAUUGGAAAAAGAAGGAGUUACUGAAAAUAGAGCAGUUCUGUUAAAUUAUUGAUAAAGAUCCUCCAGAUCUUUAUACUAUCUUAAGACGAAAAAAAUUAAUUGGAAAAGAAUUCUCAACCUAUGAGGAAUUGCCUGACUAAUUGAAAAAGCAGUUUGAUCCUGAGCUAAAAGAUCACAUAAAAAAUCACUAUAGGAAGUCAUUCAAAGAAGUAAUAAUGAAGAAUAGUCUUUACAGGAGGCCAUAUUUGGUUAAUGGCUAGUUCUUGGAAAGAUUUUCAGAUCGAACUUAAGAAUAACUUUAUGUCUACCCCUGCUUUAUCAGAGCUGGAAAGCAUAGCUAUAUUGUAAAGAACACUGAUGAUGAUUAUUUUUUGCAUAAAAUGAUUGCACCCUUCAGAGAGGAAGAUAUCCCAGUUUACAUCAAAUAAUCAAAAAUGAAAGUAUUCUCGAGAGUAUUUAAAAAAGAAACGAGUGUGUUUAGAGAUUGGAAGGAAGACAAUGAUUAAAUUCUUGCUAGAUGUUGCGACCAUGAUUAUAAAUACUGGAAAAUUCCUAGAUUUGUUAAAGACCCUGGAGAAGUAUGUAAAUCUAUUAAUCAUUUAAUCUAUCUACAGCAACAAAAAUGCUUUGAUUAUGUUAUUUAAAACUUCACAAAACUGAAGGAAAUUUUUAUAACAAUAGCAAGCAGAUCUUCAUUUCCAAAUAUAUCGUGGAUUGACUUCACUACAUUUUGUGAGUAGUGCAAAGUCCUUGAUAAAAAUGUCGUACUUGCCACUAUAGAUAGACUAUUUAUUGCUACUAAUGUCGAAAUUGAAAGUACAAGUGACAGUCCUGACAAAAGUCUUUGCAGAUACGAGUUUUUCGAAAUAUUAGUGAGACUUGCUAAUGCUAAAUAUAAAGAACCAGGAAUAGUAGCUACUCAUUCUGAAGCUUUUAGAAAAAUCCUAGAGGAGCAUAUUUUACCAAACGCUUUUGUUCAUCCAUGGCAGGAAUUUAGAGAUAAACAGAUUUGGACUAUUGAAGUAAGUGACACUCUAGAAGUUAACUUAGAUGGGCUUAAAAAAGUCUAUGCCAAGUAUUUUGAUCCAAGAAAAAAAUAUAUGAGUAUGCAAGAUGGUUUAAAUUUAAUGAUGAGAGAUACAGCAGUGGGACUAAUUGAGAAAGAUGCUAUAUUUUGCUAUGGUAUGUGUAAAAUGACAUGCAUUAAUGAGGCUGUGGACUCUUCGAAACACUAUAAGAUUUUACAAUUUGUUGAGCUAUUGGAGUAUAUUUGUAGAGUAGCUGAUUAUAAAUUCAGGAAUAAUGAUGAUAUGAACUUAGUUUAGAAAAUAGAGAUAGUAUUAGAGGAUGUGCUAGCUCUAGUGGAUGUUAAAAGAAAAGAUGUCAACAUUAAAGUUGAUGAUGAAAGCGAAAGUGAUGAUGACUAUUGA